Loa loa (African eye worm) is the source of this 1948-nucleotide messenger RNA. Its product is annotated as metallophosphoesterase 1, variant. Gene Ontology annotation, molecular function: hydrolase activity. The record is from RefSeq and is a predicted model, not a curated record. Gene Ontology annotation, biological process: GPI anchor biosynthetic process. The coding region runs from base 662 to 1252 and encodes 196 amino acids. The transcript has 4 exons. Lineage: Eukaryota; Metazoa; Nematoda; Chromadorea; Rhabditida; Onchocercidae.
GUUGGGGUCAAUAAGAAUAAGUUCUACUAGCUCUAUAAUUAUCGGGAGCAUUAGAAAUAAUCAUCAACAUCGGUCUUUUCAUAUUUGAGAUUUACUUAUUCCAAAUGUAUAGGCGAAUUACCCGAAAUUAUAUGAAGUAGGUAACUUAGUCGAUUUCGAGCAAAAUGUUAUGCCGAAUUAUUUUUCUUAGCAUGUCUUUUUUUCAAAAGAUUUUAAUAAGAUUGUUUACCACCGCAAUUUUUGGUAGAGAAAUUAUUUUGCAGAGAAAUAGUGGAGUGAAUUUUUUGAUUUUUUUCAAAAUGGACUCGAAAUUUUUGGAAUGAUUUUUGUGAGAGAAAAAAAAAUGGUUUCAGGUGAUUUGUUUGAUGAAGGUAUCAUAAGUAAUCAGAAGGAGCUUCUGAUUUAUCUAAAUCGUUUCAACGAACUCUUUUAUGUGCCUAAAGAUGUCGAGAGGCAUUGUCUUUUGGGUAAUCAUGAUAUUGGAUUCCAUGAUCAGUAAGCUUCAUAAUGCUUCGUGAUCAUUCGAGUUUAUCAAAUUCUGAGGAAUUUACAUUACACAAGGAUCAGUCCAGCACGACUCCAGUUUCUUUCGACGCAUUUUUCACGGUCACUUGCGGAUCACAUUGUUAUCGGUGGGAAUCAUUUUACAUUACUAAAUUCGAUGACGAUUGAGCGUGAUGGUUGUUCCCUCUGCACCGCUGCUGAACGUCAAAUUGAGGAAUUAAGUCGAAGUUUUGAUUGUACCAAAAAUAUAACAGUAUGCAACAUACAUUCAAGACCUGUCCUGCUACUUCACAUUCCGUUGUAUAGGGAAAGUGAUGCGAACUGUCCGGAUGACUAUGACGCAACUCCAGAAUCAAUAAAAUCGAAUCGUUUUCAUGUUGGCAUUGAUUGCCUUUCCAAUGCUUCUUCCCACUACAUCUUGGAAAAGCUGAAACCUCGUGCUAUUUUUAAUGGUCACACGCAUUAUAGUUGUCGAACUUGGUGGCCAUCGCCGUACAAUAUUUAUGAAUGGACAUUAUCAUCGUUUUCGUGGCGAAAUAUCCCACAACCCGCGUUUCUUCUUGUCACUGUAAUGCCCGAUUAUAUUCAAGUCAACAAAUGCUUUCUACCGAAUGAGAAAACUGUUAUCGCUAGCUAUGUCGCGGCUGCUUUGAGUAUAAUACUUUUUUUGUCCUAUCGUUUAGUUUCUUAUUUACGAUACCGGCAGUCAUAUUCGUCAUAUCAGAUCAUAACUCAGAAGUGCGAUUAAAUAAUCACCCCCAAGAUUUUCUUCGGAUGUUGGAAAUUUGAAAUCUGAAGAUGCUCAAGCUUUAAGUUAUAAUAUUCGUUCUUAUUGGCUUGGUCCAUUUAAACAAUCAGUUGUUUACACUUUUUAUUUUGGGAAAAGGAAGAGGGAUUUAAUAUUUUGCAGUUUAGGAAGAGCGACUUUAUAGUUUUGAAAAAAAAGACGCUUUGGGAAGAGAAUGGAGAACUAGAUUUCUCGAUAUUGGAUCACGCUUUUAUGUUUCACGGAUUAGUAUUAUUCUACCAUAUUUCAAAGCUGUUUCAGAGCGUACCAAUUUCAGUCUUUUAAAAAAGCGCUCCCCGUUGGUCUUAAGUAUAUUUUAUUGUUUUCGUUCCUUAAUCGCACGAAUUACUAUAUAUAAAUUUAUAGUUUCAUGCAUUUUCCACCAUAUUAUAAUUGCAUUUCAAACACAUAUAGAAUACUGUUUGUCCUUCGUCAGCAGAUCGUGUUUGUCUACAUGCAUAGCUCAUCUUGCCAUGGCCACAUUUAUCACAAAUUUUAUCCACAACAGGGUUUUCCAAUGCACCUUCUUUGGCAUCCAUCAUACGUUUCUGGUAUAUCUUCUCGGACCUAUACACCAAUUUGUUUCGAAUGGCUGCAAAUUUAAAUCAAUGAGAAGGAAACUACCGACAAAGCAUUAUAAAAGCAUUAUAAUUGGUG